This is a messenger RNA of Argentina anserina (silverweed cinquefoil), 629 nucleotides long. RefSeq lists its product as uncharacterized. Lineage: Eukaryota; Viridiplantae; Streptophyta; Magnoliopsida; Rosales; Rosaceae. The coding region runs from base 143 to 454 and encodes 103 amino acids. Gene Ontology annotation, molecular function: protein binding. The record is from RefSeq and is a predicted model, not a curated record. The transcript has 5 exons.
UGGAGGGGGUAAAGCUCAGAAGCUCAGAAGUCAGAACUCGAUUCGUUAAGCCAUUGAGGCCAGCAAAACUACUCCUCGCGUUCUCAGCAGGAAUUUUGUGGCAGCAGCGGGUUCGUGCUCUUUUUGAGGUCACAGUUGAACAAUGGCCAUGUAUAUCCGUGUGAAGCGUAGUAAGACAACGUACUUCAUCCAGUGUGAACCAACUGAGACAAUUUUAGAUAUUAAGCAGAAAUUGCAAAACCUUAUUGAUCAACCGGCAAAUGAUCAGCGCUUGAUCCUAGUCAGUACUGGGGAAGUACUGGAAGAUUCAAAGACAUUGGCAGACCAGAAGGUGGAAAAUGAUGGCAUUGUUGCACUGACCUUGAGAAAGGAUGACGAUGAGUUUGAAGAAGUGAACAUUGUACGACCAGAUGACUUCUACCAAUCUCAUGACGCAGAUGCAGGCAAUUGGUGAAGUUAGAAUAUUUCUCUCGGAAAGUCUAACUCGCCGAAAGCUUCAGCACGUCAAGUGUAGAUCUCAGUUAUUUACACCUCUUCCAUCAGUCCUCUGCUUGUAUUAUUUCGUGCUUAGUUAUUGUGGGAGAAUCACGAUAAAUGAUAAACAUUCUAAAGUUUUGUAGAUGAUUGGA